AUGGCCCAGCAGUCAUCCGACCUUCCACUGGUUCCCGAGCGCCUGCCCGCCUUGCCCGAUGACCAUGUUGCCAAAGUCCAGGUGCCACAAAAGUUCGGCGAUGCCUGCUACCAAAAUAGCGGGGGUCAAAUCCUCCAGAAGGACUCGUCGGAGAAGCCUAUCAAAGUCCUGAAGUAUCCUUGCAUUUCGGCGCAGGAGAUUUUUGGCUUCUGCCAGCAGAAGCCAUUUGAGGAGAAUGUUGCAGCUCAGAAAGAAUGUCUGUUUAGCAACAGCUCCACUUUGCAAUCCGACUUCUUAGGUUGCAAUAAGUGCGAGCAGCACUACGGUCUCGGCAGCGUUGAAUACAUCGACAAAACCCUUAAACGUUUCGACCAACUCCGCGGCGAGUAUCUUAACAACAACCCGAAGGGCCUACCAUUUAAAGAAUUCGACAAAAAGUUCCCUCAACCAGGCAAAGAGGGCACGCCAAUUCCGAGCCAGGCAAGGGUUGAUGCUAAGGGCGUUACGUCUAUUAAUAUCCUAGAUUAUUGGUCAGACUUUCGCUUGCCGCAACAGGGUGGCGCACCAAUACCUAAGAAGAAAAACGAUACAUCUAGUAGUAUAAGGUAA
Molecule: messenger RNA, 609 nt
Organism: Hirsutella rhossiliensis
Lineage: Eukaryota; Fungi; Ascomycota; Sordariomycetes; Hypocreales; Ophiocordycipitaceae
Exons: 1
Coding region: 1-609 (202 amino acids)
Source: RefSeq, a predicted model, not a curated record